Fonsecaea pedrosoi CBS 271.37 is the source of this 936-nucleotide messenger RNA. RefSeq lists its product as uncharacterized. The record is from RefSeq and is a predicted model, not a curated record. The transcript has 5 exons. Bases 1 to 936 code for a protein of 311 amino acids. NCBI's taxonomy places the organism in Eukaryota, Fungi, Ascomycota, Eurotiomycetes, Chaetothyriales, Herpotrichiellaceae.
AUGCCUGAACCCACGGGCUUGAUCCAAGUCUACAGAGCCGAAAACCCGAUUGUUGACGUCGUCGCCGUACAUGGAUUGAGGGGCCACGCCUUUAAGACAUGGACGGACAGAGAGUCAGGGAAAUUCUGGCUGGGAGAUCCAGAGUUGCUGCCCGCCCAUUUGAAGCAAGCACGGAUCUUGACCUACGGUUACAAUACCUCCAUUACAGCAAUCUUCGGCAAAACGUCGUCAGACACAAUUCUCCAGCAUGCGCACACCUUAGUGGCAGAACUGGUUGCGGAUCGGCAGAUGGAUGGUGCUACUUGCAGGCCCAUUAUCUUCGUCUGUCAUUCGCUAGGGGGUAUCAUCGUCAAGAGGGCAAUUAUCCUCUCUCAUAGUCGAAUAUCUGGGUCGAUCGUGGGCCUUCAUUCAAUCUACGUCUCUACCUUUGGCCUACUGUUCCUUGGGACACCGCACGAGGGCAGCGACAAAGCCGUGUUUGCAUCUUACAUCCGAGUCCUUGUGGACAAACUAGCCCCUUCAAAGCUGUGCAAUACCGAUGGCCAGCUCCUUAACGCGCUCAAACCAGACUCGGAAACUUUGAGGAACAUCACCGACAUGUUUGUCCCCAUCAUGAAGAGGUUUCACAUCUACUUCUUCUGGGAACAAGAGAAGACAAAUCUCGGAGGCAGAUACGACUAUGUUGUCCGCGAGUCUUCGGCAGCUCCGUUUCUCGAUGGUACGGGGCGUUGCGGCCUCCCAUAUGAUCAUAGAAAUAUGUGCCGAUUCGCGGGCCGAGAUUCGCCGGGAUACAAGGUCAUUGUCGCUACACUGGUACGGUAUUAUGAGGAGGCUGGGACGAUGAUUGCAAGAAGAUGGGAUGAGGCCGACAUCAAAUUGAGGACCAUGCGUACAAAUGAAGCCGCAGAGCUGUUGAGAGAUAAAAUACAACCUUGA